CGCGCGUGGCCGCCAGACUGUGCAAAGGGAAGGGAGGAAUAGAAGGAUCUCUGUAUUGUGGGCCAGCAAGUAAGACUCGUGGGAAUAGACCUGCCUGUUUGCCAUACCAUGGGGGUUGAACUGCUGGAAUGGAUCUGAAAUGAAUAAUAAGCCUUACUACCUGUGAAGAGAUUUUUCAUCCACAAAGAAAAUGUCAUUAAGAAAAGUAAACAUAACCAUCCUCAUAUUUGUUGUUGUUAUAUUUCUGUUAGUGCUGCAUCACAACUUCCUAGGUCUCAGUGAUAUCUUAAAAAAAGAAUUAUCAGAUUCAAAUCCACUAAGAUUUCAGCCAAUAGAUUUUAUACCUGAAGCUCCUCAAAGAUUGGUAGUGAAAGAAAAUGACAAGGAAAUUCCUGUGGUCCUUACGGCAUCUGAAGAAAGGCUUGGUGGUGUAAUUGCAGCUGUGAACAGUAUUCAGCAAAACACCAAAUCCAAUGUUGCAUUCCAUAUUGUCACUUUGAAUGACACUGUGGACCGUCUGAGGUCAUGGCUUAGUAAAACCAGUUUAAAAAAUGUUCAAUACCAAAUUUUGAAUUUUGAUCCUGGUAUGCUGGCUGGAAAAGUGCAGAUAGACUCAAAGAUGCCAAAUUCCAUAAAACCGCUGACCUUUGCAAGAUUCUAUCUACCUAAUUGGGUCCCAAAUGCAGAAAAGGCCAUUUAUUUGGAUGAUGAUGUGAUUGUACAAGAUGAUAUCCUUGAACUUUACAACACUCCAUUGCAACCAGGCCACGCGGCUGCAUUCUCAGAUGAUUGUGACUCUACUUCAAAUAAGUUUUCUGUCCGUGGAGCAGGAAAUCAGUAUAAUUACAUGGGAUAUCUUGAUUAUAAAAAAGAACUGGUUCGAAAGCUGUCCAUCAAAGCAAACACCUGCUCUUUCAAUCCUGGUGUGUUUGUUGCAAAUCUAACAGAAUGGAAAAUACAAAAUGUUACUAAGCAACUAGAGAAAUGGAUGACACUUAAUGUUGUAGAAGAGAUAUAUAGCAGGACUCUUGCUGGAAGUAUCACUACACCUCCUCUGCUCAUUGUAUUUUACAAAAGACAUUCAAAAAUUGACCCUAUGUGGAAUGUUCGCCAUCUUGGUUCAAAUGCUGGCAAGAGAUAUUCGCCACAGUUUGUGAAAGCUGCCAAAUUACUCCACUGGAAUGGACAUUUCAAGCCCUGGGGGCGAACAGCAUCUUUUGCAGAUGUUUGGGAAAAAUGGUACAUUCCUGAUCCUAGUGGCAAAUUUAACCUGAUUCGCAGGCACAGUUGAGAUUUAUGCAGCACAUUAAUAAAGACUUAACACCUACAUGCUUUUCUCAGGAAACCUGUAAGAUCAGAGUGAAAUCAUACUGCUUAAUGUACACUAAAUUUGAGAAACACUUGAAAUUGUAUGCCUGAAGCAGCAGCUUUGCGCCUUCAAGUACAAGAUGAAGAAUAGCUUGACUCAACAACAGGUAGUCCUCAAUUUAUGACCACAGUUGGGGCUGGAAUUUCCCUUAUAGGUUAUUGUGGUCAUAAAUCUAGUCAGACCCAAUUUCACGAAAAUUUUCAUGGUUAUGAAGCAAAUCACGUGCUCCAGUUCCCUCAUGGGCCCUUUUUUUGCUGGAAUUUUACAACUAAGGUCACAUAUUGCAACGUGAUUGUAGGAUGUUGCACCUGGUUAUAAAUGUGAGCCAGUUGCUAAGCACUUACAUAGCAGUUAUGUGACCAUCACAGAGUGGUGCAACGGUACAGAUCACAAGUCACUUUUUCUGAUAAUUUUGAACUGUUUUAAAUGAAAAGUGGUUAAAUUGAGGACUAUCUGUACUCAGCUACACCAGAUGAAUUCUUCAGACAUAAACUUUUAUAAAUGAAAUAUUAGAAAAUGAACUUCAUCUAGGAAUCUGACACUUACUCCUAGGUAUCUGCAAUAUUAUCUUGCAUAGCUAUUUUUUUUUGAAGAAAAGCUUCUUCCUCUUAGCAGUAACCCAUGAACAUAAGUUUUGUUAGAACUUUUUCUCUGUAGCAUUUAGUUAAAUGUUUACACUUAUUUAAAUCUUUUGUAGAUUUAAUCUGUUUUUGUAAUUUAGUAGAUGGAAGAAACUGCCCAACAACACUAGAGCAACCUGUUUAAAUUCAUGGAGAAAGCUUGAUUUGUUUGUAUGCGAGUUCAGAUUAAUCUACAUUUGAUAAUUGUAUUAAAAAGUAAUGUCUUACAAUAUAUUACUUCUUCCAGUA
This is a messenger RNA of Protobothrops mucrosquamatus (brown spotted pit viper), 2238 nucleotides long. It is a transcript of the gene GLT8D1, whose product is annotated as glycosyltransferase 8 domain containing 1. Gene Ontology annotation, cellular component: Golgi apparatus. Bases 191 to 1291 code for a protein of 366 amino acids. Lineage: Eukaryota; Metazoa; Chordata; Lepidosauria; Squamata; Viperidae. The transcript is spliced from 10 exons. Gene Ontology annotation, molecular function: glycosyltransferase activity. The record is from RefSeq and is a predicted model, not a curated record.